Messenger RNA from Ichthyophthirius multifiliis, 1419 nucleotides. Its product is annotated as protein kinase domain protein. The record is from RefSeq and is a predicted model, not a curated record. Gene Ontology annotation, molecular function: protein serine/threonine kinase activity; ATP binding. The transcript is spliced from 3 exons. Lineage: Eukaryota; Ciliophora; Oligohymenophorea; Hymenostomatida. Gene Ontology annotation, biological process: intracellular signal transduction; peptidyl-serine phosphorylation.
AUGUAAUAUAUGCCAGGAGGAGAUUUGAUGAAUGUAUUAAUAAAAAAGGAUAUUUUAUCUGAAAAUGAAGCAAAAUUUUAUAUAGCAGAAUUAGUAUUAGCAAUAGAAUCAGUUCAUAAAAUAAAUUACAUACAUAGAGACUUAAAACCAGAUAAUAUAUUAAUAGAUAUAGAUGGUCAUUUAAAGCUUUCCGAUUUCGGAUUAUGCAAAUAAACAGAAAUUAAACCAUAAAUAUUAUUUGGAAAAAAAGAUUUUAAAUUAGAUGAAUUAGAAGCUAUUAAAUCCAAUCCAAAUAUACUAUUAACCAAAAGGCCUAUAAAUUAUAAAAAGAAUAGACAUUUGGCUUUUUCAACUGUAGGUACUCCAGAUUAUAUAGCACCUGAGGUAUUUGGAUAAAAUGGGUAUACAGAAACUGUUGAUUGGUGGAGUUUAGGAAUUAUUUUAUUUGAAAUGUUAGUUGGGUAUCCUCCUUUUUAUAGCGAAGAUCCUCCAUUAACUUGUUAGAAAAUAAUAUAAUGGAAAAGAGUAUUUUAAAUUCCUACAGAAGCAAAUCUAUCAGUCCAAGCCGAAGAUUUAAUUAGAAAAUUAAUUUCAGAUUCCUCCGAAAGAUUAGGUAGAAAUGGGGCUAUGGAAAUUAAAGUACAUCCUUUUUUUGCAGGAAUAAAUUGGAAAAAAAUUAGAGAUAUGAAUCCUCCAUAUAUACCUGAGCUCAAAAAUAAAUACGAUAUAAGUAAUUUUGAUAAAUUUGAAGAUUAAGGUGAUCCAUGGGAAAAUCAUGAAAAAAAAAAGAUAAUGGAAAUAUUCAUAUUAACAGACAUUUUUUCGGAUAUGAAUACAAUAGAUAAAAUGAAGAAAGAUAAAGUCCUAUUCGAAUAGCUUUAGAUACUUUAUCAAAUACAAGAACUAAUUAAUCUCCUAAAAAUAUUGAUGAUGUUUCUAUUUUAUUUAUUUUUUAUUGAUUUUAUAUAAAAUUUUUAAAUAAUAUAAAUUAAGCAUUCAAGAUAAAAAAAUGUAUCACCAUUACCUUAAUAAAUAAAAAUAAGCAAUUCUAUAUUAAAUAAUAAAAGUAAAAUAUAAGAUGAAAGCGUUAAAGUAUAUGCAUAUAAAAAUAUGAAUUUUUAAUAAAAUAAUAAUAAUAAUUUUUUAUAAUAAUAAACAUCAUAAAGCCCAGGUAUAAAUAGUAAAUAAAACAAAACAAACAAAAAUUUAUAAUAAAUAAAUAUAAUAAUAAUAAUAAUAAUAAUAAUAAUAAUAAUAACAAUAAUAACAACUGUUUUAAUAAUAAUUUUAAUAAUAGUAAUAAUUAAAUUUUUAAAUUUUACAAAAAUAUAAUAAUUAAAAAUGGAAUUAAUCAUAUUUCUCCUAAAAACCUUUAAAUGCCUAAAUAUGGAUACAACUUUUUAGCUAAUAAAAAUAUGA